UUUCUUAACUUCAGGAGGAUAUGCCAGUUGUUUUUCAUUAGAGGUUUCUUUUUCAGUUAAAUAUAAACUAAACAGUUCUUCAUUUGAAGGUAUUCUCGCAAAUUAUUACCUUGUAAUAAAUACAGAAUUACAUUCAGGUUCCCUCAUUUUUCUUUCAUCAGCUUAUACAGUUAUUCGAUUUCUUCCAAAAGAAAAAGUUAAAAUAUUAUUUCUCCAAUCUAUAUCAGG
This is a messenger RNA of Diversispora eburnea, 228 nucleotides long. Lineage: Eukaryota; Fungi; Glomeromycota; Glomeromycetes; Diversisporales; Diversisporaceae. The record is from the annotation of a GenBank genome assembly.